AUGGAGAUGGAAGAGCCAAGCGGCGGCGAAAGCAGAUGGUCACGGUUGGCUCCGUCCCUCCCCGUCAGGAAUGUACAGGCUCUCGCAGCAUGCGCUGAAGAGCUGACAGCCGCAACUCUUGAAAGGUACAUCCGGCUGGACAUUCACAACGACGAAGUCCUCGACGAGCAGUCUGGCGAGGUUCCCGUGAUCGACCUUGCUAGGCUCUUACACCCUGACUCCGUGGAAGAGGAGGCUGCUCGCCUCAGGUUAGCUUGCGAGGAUUGGGGUUUUUUUCAGCUUGUAAACCAUGGAAUCCAAGAGGAUAUCAUCACAAAUAUAAGAAGUGACAUUCAGAAGUUUUUUCAUCUUCCACUCGAGAUGAAGAAUGCCUAUUCACAGCGUCCAGGAGAUAUUCAAGGUUAUGGCCAAUCGUUUGUUGUGUCAGAGAGUCAAACACUUGACUGGGCUGACAUGUUUGCCAUCUUAGCUCAACCACCUCAGGCUCGUGAUAUGAGAUACUGGCCUACUCAACCUCAUACUUUCAGGAAAUAUAUUGAAGACUACUCUUCUGAGUUGAUGAAAGUUGCUCAUUUUGUUGUAACCUUCAUUGCAAAAACACUAAAUGUUGAUCUCGAACUGAUGCGAGACAAAUAUGUGUCUCAAGUUUUUAGGAUGAAUUACUACCCUCCGUGCAUGUCAAUGCCUGAAAAGGUAUUGGGUUUCUCGCCGCAUUCCGAUGCAUCUUUUCUGACUCUCCUUCUAGAAGUUAACUCAGUUGCAGGCCUUCAAAUUAAAAGGCACAACAAGUGGAUCCCCGUGAAACCAAAUCCUAAAGCGUUGUUGGUGAAUGUGGGUGACUUUCUUGAGAUUAUGUCGAAUGGAAAGUAUAAGAGUAUUGAGCACAGGGUUACAAUAAAUCCCAAUCAGGAACGGUUAACUAUAUCUGCGUUUCACAUCCCAUCACUUGAUGGAAUAAUUUCACCAGUCACGGGCAGUACAGAAGAGAUGAUCCUGUACAAGACAGUGGCUGUAGAAGAGUAUGCAAAACUUUAUAUGUCAAACAAAUUGGAUGGAAAGAGAGCAUUUGGAUCAUGCGAAGUUGUUCUAAUAUAA
Messenger RNA from Phragmites australis (common reed), 1095 nucleotides. RefSeq names its product 2-oxoglutarate-dependent dioxygenase 11-like. The transcript has 4 exons. The record is from RefSeq and is a predicted model, not a curated record. Bases 1 to 1095 code for a protein of 364 amino acids. NCBI's taxonomy places the organism in Eukaryota, Viridiplantae, Streptophyta, Magnoliopsida, Poales, Poaceae.